GAGCACGUGACGGGGCCCGCGAGUUCGCAGUCGCAGCGGCAGCGCGUGUCUGUAGGUGGCAGUUACGCUGACGCACGUCGUUCCGACACAGACAAGAUUCAUGUGGAAGCUGCUACCCGACGCGGGCCCAGCCCGAGAACCAUACCGACUUCUGACGGGUGUGGAGUACGUGGUUGGAAGGAAAAACUGUGACAUCCUCAUUGAAAACGAUCAGUCCGUCAGUCGCAGUCACGCCACAUUAAUCACUGGCUUUCCCACGACCGGCCUGAGUCAAACACAUCAAAUCGCUAUAUUGACAAUAAAAGAUAAUUCUAAGUAUGGUACCUUUGUUAAUGACGAAAAAAUACAGAAUGGCCUUCCCCAAACUUUGCAGACAGGGGAUAGAAUUACUUUUGGAGUAUUUGAAAGUAAAUUCAGAGUGGAGUAUGAGCCUUUGAUUGCAUGCUCUUCUUGUUUAGAUGUCUCUGGGAAAACUACUUUAAAUCAAACCAUAUUGCAGCUUGGAGGACUUACUGUAAACAAUUGGACAGAAGAAUGUACUCACCUUGUCAUGGUAGCAGUUAAAGUUACCAUUAAAACAAUAUGUGCACUCAUCUGUGGAUGUCCGAUUGUAAAGCCAGAAUAUUUUACUGAAUUUCUUAAAGCAGUUCAGGCCAAGAAACAGCUUCCACAAAUUGAAAGUUUUUACCCACCUAUUGAUGAGCCGGCCAUUGGAAGUAAAAAUAUUGAUCUGUCAGGGCGGCAGGAAAGAAAGCAGAUCUUCAAAGGGAAGACAUUUGUGUUUCUGAAUGCCAAACAGCAUAAAAAAUUAAGUUCAGCUGUUGUUUUUGGAGGAGGAGAUGCCAAGUUGAUUACAGAAGAAAAUGAAGAAGACAGUUUCUUUUCAGCUCCUGGAACUUGUGUUGUUGAUAUAGGAAUGACAAAUUCACAGACUUUAAUUUCCAACUCUCAGAAAAAAUGGAUUCAUUCAAUUAUGGAUAUGCUCCAAAGGCAGGGUCUUAGACCUAUUCCUGAAGCAGAAAUUGGAUUGGCAGUUAUUUUCAUGACUACAGAGAAUUACUGUAAUCCUCAGGACCAGUCCAGUACAGGAUCCAGGACGAUGAUUCCAGGGCCAGGCCUUUCCCAAGGCUUGUCAGUCAAAGAGAAGCUCAUGUCAACUGCCCCAGUGAACACUAUGACAUAUGUCGCCAGCACAGAGUCAGAGCAAGCAGAUACAUGUAUGGAUUUGAGUGAAAGACCAAAAGAAAUCAAAAUCUCCAGAAUAGAACAGAAAUUCAGAAUGCCUUCACAAGAAGCAUCCACUGUAAAGGAAUCCCCCAAAAUAAGCUCUGAUAAUAGUACUGUAGUACUAAAUACUCUAGUUAGGAAGACAAUUCCAAACUAUCAUCUCUCACCAAUGAAGCUCCCAGGUGUAAACAGAGAUAGAGAUCGAGCUUCCCAACAGCCACAGGCCAACUCCAUCCGAAACUACUUCCAGCCAUCUACCAAGAAAAGGGAAAGGGAUGAAGAAAAUAAAGAAAUGUCAUCUAAAUCAGCAAAAAUGGAAAUGUCUUGUACUCUUCUGGGACAAGUGGAACCUGCUACACCUUCAAUAUGGAAAAAUGAGGAGCAGCACCUCUCUCAGAAUGAGCCAGUGGGGGAAGAAACAGAUAACUUACUUACAGAUGUGAAUUCAAAAUCCAUUGUGAAAAAUUCUUCCAAUAAAUCUCUUUCUACAGAAAAACUAAGAUCAGAAAAAAGGAAAAUUGAUGAUAUAGCUCUAGCAAAUGAAGUAUUGGAAGAAGUAUUCCAGAACACAAAACCAGAGUUAGAUUUUGAAGUGAAAAUUCAAAAACAAGAAGAUGUCAGAAUUAGAAAAAUGCCAAGAUUGGAUAUAGAAGCAAAUGGUUCUUUUAAAGAUGAAACAAUACCAGAGAGUGACAAAAUAUCUAACAGUGACAGCCUUCAGCAUGAUGGUGAGAUGCUUCCAAGGAAGAUGUUACUGACCGAAUUUAGAUCACUGGUGGUUAGUAACUCUGCCUCCAGAAAUGUACCCAGUGUAAAUGAUGAUUAUGGUCGACUAAAGAAUUUCAAAAAGUUCAGAAAGGUCACAUUUCCUGGAGCAGGAAAAUUUCCACAGAUCAUUGGAGGAUCAGAUCUAAUUGCUCAUCAUGCUCGAAAGAAUACAGAAUUAGAAGAGUGGUUAAGGCAGGAAAUGGAGGUGCAAAAUCAACAUGCAAAAGAAGAGUCUCUUGCUGAUGAUCUCUUUAGAUACAAUCCUAAUGUAAAAAGGAGACAAUAACUGAGGAUUUUAUAAAGAAGCUGUGGAAAACAUUUCCUGUCAAGCAUUACUUCAUGUUUCCUCUGGGAUAUAUCCAUAUAGUACAUACAAAGGAUUUAAGUUACAAAGAUCCUGUGGUCUGAAUUUGUUAAAUAAAAUUCACAAAACUCCAUUUCUUUUGUGUGUGGCAAGUAGUAUGGUUUGUUGUUUUCAGUCUUUGU
Molecule: messenger RNA, 2481 nt
Organism: Pteronotus mesoamericanus
Lineage: Eukaryota; Metazoa; Chordata; Mammalia; Chiroptera; Mormoopidae
Gene: NBN
Product: nibrin
Exons: 15
Coding region: 101-2281 (726 amino acids)
Biological process (GO): telomere maintenance; double-strand break repair via homologous recombination; mitotic G2 DNA damage checkpoint signaling
Cellular component (GO): nucleus; Mre11 complex
Molecular function (GO): protein binding; damaged DNA binding
Source: RefSeq, a predicted model, not a curated record